Molecule: messenger RNA, 1680 nt
Organism: Alternaria burnsii
Lineage: Eukaryota; Fungi; Ascomycota; Dothideomycetes; Pleosporales; Pleosporaceae
Product: mitochondrial carrier protein
Exons: 7
Coding region: 1-1680 (559 amino acids)
Biological process (GO): mitochondrial L-ornithine transmembrane transport
Molecular function (GO): GTPase activity; GTP binding; L-ornithine transmembrane transporter activity
Source: RefSeq, a predicted model, not a curated record
AUGGACGAGAACAACAGGAUAACAAUCACGGUGUGUGGGGAUGGAGGCUGUGGAAAAAGUUCGAUUACACUACGGCUUGUGAGGAGUCAAUGGACAUCUGAGUACGAUCCUACGAUAGAAGACUCCUACUCCGUAACUCGAACCAUCGAUGGAGUCCCCUACUACCUCAUGCUCACCGACACCGCGGGCCAAGAAGAAUACCGGGGUCUCUGGGCAGCUUCGAACCUACAGUCCGACGCGUUCCUCCUCGUUUACGACAUAACAUCUGCCAACUCGCUCGACGCGCUAGAUUACUUCAUGGAGAUGAUAGAAAUGGAGACAGAAAAUCGAUUAGACAAUGGCAAGAUACCACCGAUCAAGUGCGUAGUAGGCAACAAGUGCGAUUUACAAGGGCAAAGAGUCGUAGAGGCAAAAACAGGUCUCGAGUGGGCGAGACGAAGAAAGUGUGGCUUCAUGGAAACGAGUGCGAGGGAGAUGGUCAACAUCGAAGAGACUUUUGCUUUACUCGUACGUCGCGUGGUAGAAGCACGCCGGCUUACUGCUGGAGACGGUCCUGCGAAUCGAACUGCCGCUCUGCCUCUUCACUCGAACCCGAACCGAGACCCAAAUGACUAUGCGGCCCAUACACAGAAUGAAAAGGAUAGCGAGGAUGAGCCGAAACAGAGCUUUUGGAGGAAGCUCAAGUGCUGGUCCGUGUCUACUCCGAUAAGAGAGCAACAAGCAAAAAGAGCCAUUAGAGACACGGAAAGCGCGGAGGGCAGAAUGUCAAAGCCUCACAUUGAGCACGAGGAGCCCGUUCAGGACGGUCUCUCCCGGACACUCAAGGAUCUCUUCGCAGGUGCAGUAGGAGGAGUCGCACAGGUACUCAUUGGACAACCUUUUGACAUCGUCAAGGUCAGGUUACAAACAACAUCACAAUACUCUGGUGCCUUGGAUGCUGCGACCAAAAUCUACCAAAAUGAAGGAGCACUUGCUUUCUACAAGGGUACGCUGACACCACUCAUCGGAAUCGGAGCUUGUGUAUCUGUUCAAUUCGGUGGCUUCCAUUACGCGCGACGUGCCUUUGAAGCUAGCAAUGAGGCAAAAACCGGAAAAGGCCAACUCUCGUACUCACAGUAUUAUGCCGCUGGUGCUUUCGCCGGUAUCGCCAACACCGCUCUGUCUAGUCCUAUCGAGCACAUCCGCAUAAGACUGCAGACACAGCCGCACGGCGCGAAUCGCCUCUAUGCCGGCCCAAUCGACUGUGUGCGUAAGCUCACUGCACACCAAGGCAUCCUCGGCGGCGUUUACCGCGGCACAGCUGUGACAUUCAUGCGCGAAGCCCAAGCUUACGGCUGUUGGUUUACUGCAUUCGAGUACAUGAUGAAUGCAGAUGCUGCGCGCAACAACAUCGACCGUUCGGAAAUUUCUACUCUAAAAGUUGCGGCUUAUGGUGGACUCGCUGGUGAAGUGCUUUGGAUAAGCAGUUAUCCGUUCGAUGUGAUCAAGAGCAAGAUGCAGAGUGAUGCGUUUGGCAAGGAACAGAAGUACAAGAGCAUGAGAGACUGCUUCGCGAAGACAUAUAGGGGAGAGGGCCUGGGUGGCUUCUGGAGGGGUAUUGGACCGACUCUGUUGAGAGCUAUGCCUGUAUCUGCGGGUACAUUCGCCACGGUCGAGGUAACGAUGCGACUCAUUAGUUAA